Molecule: messenger RNA, 1015 nt
Organism: Aedes albopictus (Asian tiger mosquito)
Lineage: Eukaryota; Metazoa; Arthropoda; Insecta; Diptera; Culicidae
Gene: Karl
Product: lopap
Exons: 4
Coding region: 286-1014 (242 amino acids)
Biological process (GO): lipid metabolic process; response to reactive oxygen species
Cellular component (GO): cytoplasm
Molecular function (GO): violaxanthin de-epoxidase activity
Source: RefSeq, a predicted model, not a curated record
UUCCUCGCCCACGUCUUUCGUUCUAUCUUGAAUCAAACAAAACUUAUUUUUGCCUUCUCGUUCCAUAUAGUUUUAACUGAUUUAUCACCCACUCCGCAAGUGCUCGAUCUUCCCAUUCGCGUUCGUGCAGUGUGAUUUGCGUAUUACGAAAAAAAAAGUGUGAGUAGAUUCUUCGGAAGUGAUAAAACCCUAUUUAUCUAGUGGAACAGCGAGACUUGGGCACAAUCUAUACCCGGCGCACAAACUGCCAAUACAACUAUUUCACCAUCAUCGCCGUCCGUCAUAAUGACCGGAUGCAGAGGUGGUGGCGGCGGCGACGGCGGUAGGAGAUGUCAUCGGCUGCGGCAUUCUGUAAUGACCGGCGGCACUGGGCCGCAGCGACGAAUCGAUUGGAUUCGAUGGACGCUAAUUAUGCUAAUUUUGAUAGUCGGUCAAUGUGACUCACAGAUGGGCAGGAGGCGGAAUAGGAACGAACGGUGUCCUAGGGUUCGCGCCAUGCGCAACUUCGACCUCCCGUCCAUGAUGGGCUACUGGUACGUCAUCCAGUACUUUGCCUCGUCGGAAACGCUACCGGAGUACUCCUGCAUGCAGAGUUCGUUUGACACCUCAGACGGCCUAAUCACGAUGAACUUCACCUACUUCUUCUCGGAUGAUCCCCUGCGAAAUUUCCAGCAGGGUAACAUCACCUGGGUGAUUCCCAACUUUUCGCAGCCGGCCCACUGGAUCCACGCCGAGUGGACUUACGAAGAAAUCUACAACACCUACGUCAUCGACACCGACUACCAAUCGUGGGGCCUGAUAAUGCACUGCGCCGAAAAGACCAAAUCGCAAAAGUACCUCUCGGCGCUGAUGCUGUCGCGGACGCCCACGCUGACGCCGAAUGUGAUCAACUUCCUGCGGGAAAAACUUCCCCGGUACGAUAUCGAUCUGAGCUACAUGUUUGCGAUUCCGCAGGUAAACUGCUCCCACCGGGAGCUGGACCCCAAGACGUACUUCAAGUACGAGUCCGUUUGAA